Molecule: messenger RNA, 1918 nt
Organism: Manihot esculenta (cassava)
Lineage: Eukaryota; Viridiplantae; Streptophyta; Magnoliopsida; Malpighiales; Euphorbiaceae
Product: proline transporter 2
Exons: 7
Coding region: 395-1720 (441 amino acids)
Cellular component (GO): plasma membrane
Source: RefSeq, a predicted model, not a curated record
UCUCGCCUGAAAAUUCAAAAGGCAAAAAUAAAAUUUCUCCGAUCAAAAAUUCCGGAGUAGGCCAAUUGUAAAAGAGAUAGAAACAUAGGAACAAACUCUGGUGGAAGCCAAUCUUAGUUUACAUUUAAAAGAGAAAGCUGUUUGAUUCCAUAGAAUCUUUCACUGGAUGACAAUAUUCAUUUCUCCAUAUAAAAGAAAAAAACAACCUGUUUGGCUGUGAUUUUAAUUAUUUCCUUUAUUGAAUAGAUCCAAAGAGCUAUACAAGGAAGGUAACACGUUAGCUGUGGUGCAAAUAAUUCUGGAGGACCAGAGCUUAUCGUUCUUAGUAGGAGGAGAGAGGGAGAAUUGCCACCAGGUCCACCACCAGCAUCGACAUUACUAGGAGCAGAGAAAAAUGAAUGGAGAUAGAGAGGAUGCUCGGCCCAGAAAAUUCCAUGAUGAAGAGCGGUUGGCCGUUGAGAUUCCUGAAACUGCUCAUCAGAUUAGCAGUGAUUCAUGGUUUCAAGUGGGUUUUGUGCUCACAACUGGUGUCAACAGUGCCUAUGUACUGGGAUAUUCUGGGACCAUUAUGGUUCCUUUGGGUUGGACAGUUGGUGUAGUUGGUUUGAUUAUAGCCGCUGCAAUAUCAUUGUAUGCAAAUUCACUUGUUGCCAAGCUUCAUGAGUAUGGGGGAAAGAGACACAUCAGAUACAGAGAUCUUGCAGGAUAUAUUUACGGUAAGAAAGCUUAUUCUUGUACAUGGGGAUUGCAAUAUGUAAACCUUUUCAUGAUUAACACCGGAUACAUUAUUUUGGCUGGUCAGGCUCUCAAGGCUGUCUAUGUUCUUUUUAGGGAUGACGAUGCAAUGAAGCUCCCGUACUUCAUUGCCAUUGCUGGAUUUGUAUGUGCUUUGUUUGCCAUCUCAAUUCCCCAUUUGUCAGCUCUAAGAAUUUGGUUGGGAGUUUCAACAGUCCUCAGUCUGAUAUAUAUCAUUAUAGCAAUUGUUCUCUCCACUAGAGAUGGCCUCAGAGCACCACCAAGGGAUUAUAGUAUUCCAGGAACAUCAGCAUCCAAAAUAUUUACAUCAAUUGGGGCAGGUGCUAGUCUGGUUUUUGCCUUUAACACAGGAAUGCUUCCAGAGAUACAGGCAACCAUAAGGCCACCUGUUGUUAGUAAUAUGAUGAAAGCUUUGUACUUCCAAUUCAUAAUUGGAAGUUUGCCAUUAUUUGCUGUCACUUGGAUUGGCUAUUGGGCUUAUGGAAAUUCAACAGCCACCUAUUUGCUUAGCAGCGUCAAUGGUCCAGUUUGGGUGAAGACAAUGGCCAACAUUUCUGCAUUCCUGCAAUCUGUCAUUGCUUUGCAUAUUUUUGCAAGUCCAAUGUAUGAAUACUUGGAUACCAAGUUUGGGAUUAAAGGCAGUGCAUUAGCGUUGCGCAACUUGUCAUUUCGAUUAGGGGUGAGGGGUGGCUACCUAAGCAUGAACACAUUGGUGUCAGCUCUUCUGCCUUUCCUGGGAGAUUUUGAGAGCCUCACUGGGGCCAUCAGCACCUUUCCCCUCACAUUUAUACUUGCUAACCACAUGUACCUGAGGGCAAAGAAGAGUGAACUGACCAAGUUGCAAAAGAAAUGGCAUUGGCUCAACGUUUGUUUCUUCAGCUGUAUGUCUGUUGCAGCAGCAGUUGCAGCACUGAGGCUUAUUGCAGUAGAUUCCAAGACAUACCAUGUUUUUGCAGAUUUGUAGAGUGGGGGGAUUUGAUUGAAACCCUUUUUCAGAAAAUUUCAGUGACAUUUAGAUUUCUUCUUGUAUUUGGCUGUAUCUUUAAGCAUAGAAUAAAAUACUUUCUCGAUGUAACAUGUUGAACUUCUAGAAAAUGAUGCAGAGUAAUGAAUAGCGGUAUUAUCGAGUUUGGAAUGAUCCAGAAAAUGAUGCAGAGUCAUG